Messenger RNA from Exophiala aquamarina CBS 119918, 891 nucleotides. RefSeq lists its product as uncharacterized. The record is from RefSeq and is a predicted model, not a curated record. Gene Ontology annotation, cellular component: extracellular region. The transcript has a single exon. Lineage: Eukaryota; Fungi; Ascomycota; Eurotiomycetes; Chaetothyriales; Herpotrichiellaceae. The coding region runs from base 1 to 891 and encodes 296 amino acids.
AUGAAGACCGCUACACCUCUCGUCGUUGCAGGCCUUUGCGCCUCCUUGGCAGCUGCCACUCCUCUUGACAAGCGUGCCUUGGUGACCCAUUACGAAAUUGUCACAGUGACCGCAACCGUGACCGGCUAUCCUCCGGCUCAGACGGAUGCUGCCGCUGACACUGGAUCUGGCGGCUGGAGCAACUGGGGUGGAUGGAGCGGAAAUGGAAAUGGCGGAUGGAGUGGUGAUGCCACGACCUAUACUCAGGAGGCACCUGCACCUGCUGCAUCUUCCACCGAAGGCCGCCCAGCCCCGUCGUUCAACCAAGGACCAGCCGAUGGGAGCGGGAGCAGCAGCGGAUGGUCGUCGUCUGCACCCUCGCAUGCUUCAUCUGGUCCCAUCCCAACUAGCGUUUCAUCUGACUACCAACAGGGCAUUCUCGAUGCUCACAACAUUCAUCGAGCCAAUCACUCAGCAUCUGAUCUUACUUGGGAUGACAACCUGGCCAGUAUUGCUGCUCAGAUCGCCGCCAGCUGCGUUUAUGCACAUGACACCUCGACUGGCGGCGGCGGUUAUGGCCAGAACAUCGGUGCUGGCUCUCCCCCCUCGGACAUCCCCAGCAUGAUCAGCGACUUGAUGUACAAUGAUGAGAUCAACUACUACCCCGGCUACGGCGGUGAGCCUGACAUGAGCAACUUCGAAAAGUGGGGUCACUUCUCUCAGAUCGUGUGGAAGUCUACCACCGGUGUCGGCUGUGCCACUCAGUAUUGCCCGGGUGGACUCGCCAACGCUGGUGGCGGCGGAAUCAGCCCGUACUUCACCGUCUGCAACUACGGCCCCCCGGGCAACUUCGGUGGCCAGUAUGGAGCCAAUGUGUUGGCUCCCUUGGGCCACCCUACUUUCUCGAUAUAA